Molecule: messenger RNA, 4845 nt
Organism: Homalodisca vitripennis (glassy-winged sharpshooter)
Lineage: Eukaryota; Metazoa; Arthropoda; Insecta; Hemiptera; Cicadellidae
Exons: 2
Coding region: 3402-4658 (418 amino acids)
Source: RefSeq, a predicted model, not a curated record
AUUAUGGGUGCUGUAUACUAAAACUUAACAAUAUGUUACAAACAGAAUAAAAGCCGCUGUAUAAAUAACAUAAACUCUUUGGAAUGUUACAGAAAACGUUAAAGAUGUUCUUGUAAUGGUAAUUCUAUACGAGUAUAAUAAGAACAUCGGGUCUAAUAGGUUGUUAAUUAUUAGGGUAGUGUAUAUUUUCAUAAUAUAAAGAAUUUACACUUAUUAAAGAAGAAUAGAAAACGAUUAUUGUAAUUUAAUUUUAACUAAUGAAAGACUUCAAUCAUUAUUUUCGAUCAGUAAUAUUAGGCCUACAAAAACAUGUUGAUGUUAUUGUUCGUAAUUUUCCAAUGCAAUACAACACUGUUAGAAUAUUUAUUUCCAAUAGGUCUAAAAUGUUUUUUCUUGGUGACGAUUUCUUCAGCUCACUUCCAAUUUCAAGAAUACAAACUUGAAUUUUUAGGUUUAUUGGUUGGGAAUUGUUUGGUUUAAUUGGGCCUGGCGAGUUUUUCUCAAUUAAUUUAUACUUCAGAGAAGACAGUUAACAUAAUAGUUCCUUUCCUGAGACGGGGGAUGUUACAACGAACAUUGCUUACACAAUUAAAUUCUUGAAAUGUUUCGAUCUUUAUACUUGUUGUGAAAAGUCAUCUUCAGUCAACAGACUGCUCGUAUAUAAUACGUUGUUAACACAACAGACUAUGAACAACUUAGAUGUUCUAGGGUUCUAGGAGCUUCCAGAGAUCUGGUGUUUUAAUGGGUAGGUAUCUUCCAAAAACCGGCAAACUCCAAUCGCCGUGAGCUACAGUAUUUUGUAAUUUCUGGAGGCUAUAAUCUUCCAGAGGCCACUACUGGAAGUGGAAAACCAAUUUGGAAGGCGGUGAAAAGAUUCGAUUUUACAGGUUAUGAUUUGUACAUUUAAUACAAUGUUGUAUAAUAAAAAUAAACAAUUUUAUGUUGCAGUGAUAUCUAUACAGUAAACCAUAUAGUUUGUAGUGCAUGGGUAUAAAAUUAAAUAAUUAUAAAUUUCCCUCAUAACUGACAGUGAAUUUACAUAUCUCUAAUAAUUGUUUUUGGUACAACUCUAAUAACUAAUUCCUACGAGAAAUGGAACAUUAUACAUUUCCUUCAGGGAGCUGAUAAUAUUCCAAUUCUGGUUCACCAUUUCUGUACAAUACCAUUUCUGGUACAAUACUCAACAAUUAAUUACUAACUGACCAAUAAACAUUAACCAGAUCCUCUGGAGAGGGAGAAUCCUAUAAACCACAAGUUGUAGAAUUCUUCCUCAUUAUCCUAGUAUCGAGGAGACAAAGUAAGUGAUCAUUCUUUUUAAUUGGUCGUUAGCCGUUUAUUAUCUAGCCAGUAAUAGACUUUCCAAACUAUAAUGAACUUACCCAACUGUUUCUUCUCUACAGUAACUAAACUCAACGUUAACUCCUCCUGCUUAGUAACAUUUACAACUGAAUAAUAAUUCAUUUUACUUUGAAAUGUUAUCUUGGUUACAAGACGUGUCGCUUAGUGAAUUAUGUGGUUUGGUAUAAGAAAGCUUGUUAUUUUUGUUCAUUGAGUUAAAUAUUUGUUUGCUUGGAAAUAAUAAAAGGCUUGCUCCUAAAUUGGGCGUCUUAAAUAACGUACCCUUCACUUGUCGUGUUUAGUACGGCACGACAUAUUCUAGUAUUAGAAAUGGGAGAGAUAUCAUUAGUUAAAACAUUCAAACAAACAACAUUGUUAUCUUUGAGGAAUUAGAGUGUAGCGCACUGUUUAGUGGUCUUUGCAUUUUAGAUAUAGUUAGCUUAUGAAUACUAUUGUUGUGUCUUGUUUAUUUAAUUUUUAUUCUACUGAACCUUUGCUUUAAGGACAAAUUUAAAUCACAGUUAGAAAAAAUUAGAACUGAGUUGUUUCAUCUUCGUAUUGGUAGACCAAAAAUAGUUAAAAUUUGGAUUAGUGUUGACGCAAAUGUGGGGGGUUCCUUUAAAACUGAGAUUUAAACAGGAAUUAUUGUUUCAUCGAGAAGGAGAGUUGUACAAAGAGUACAUUAUCCGAUUAAAAUGAGUUUGCGGAAGAUAGUAUAACAUUUUCUUAACAAAAUAUGAGACAAACCAUUUAAGUUGUUAGUUGAGAAGACUUACAUGUUCAUGACAUUUUAGGAAAGUUUAGAAUAAAAUCUUUGCUCUAAAGUCGGAAGGGUUUUAAGUAAACAUGGUAAACAGGGAGAGAUUAUUGAAAUAUGUAUGGAAAAAUUACCUUAUGCUAAACUAACGGGAAUAAAUACGGUAGGGCAAGUGAAAAUAAAAUCUGAGUUAUUUACGGAAAUUGAGUUGGGGUCUGUCUGCACAGGUCACUAGGAGCACAUAAAACCGACAAAGCCUCUUCAGAGGUGGCCUCUACGUCAACAGUUAGCUUUAGCUUUAAAGGUUAAUCGUGUAACAUUUUCUGGUUCAAUUGAGGUUGUGUAUGAUAUUCCAAGGAAAGAGAGUAAACAACAAACAGUUAACUAAUUUUAAUCAGAGCCGGACGUUGCACCAUGAUAAAUGCUAAAAGUAGCCUUUGUGUGUCAUGAGCAAGGCGAGUGUGGUCUAUUAUCUUCACGUGGCUGUCCAGAUCUUAUCUUAGACGGGUGUGAAACUUUUCUUAGAAGUUUUGUAUAGAUAAUUAUAGAAAAACACAUAAACGGUCAUUCACAUUAUACUAAUGAAAGUAAUGUUGUAAGAGUAAAGGUGACUCAGCUUGUGAUCGACUUUCUGGAUUGAACACCAAUUAACUGAAUUGUUCUGUUACACGUGGUUCAUGGGUAGGUGUAGGUACGAGAUACUGUCACAAUCCCACUAUUAGCUAUAUCGUCCAUCUAUUUACACGAGUUUAUUUAACACUGACGCACAGUCAAUAAUUGUUAACACAAUCUCAACUGUCACGAUUACUAGUACAGUACUAAGUAUUACUACUAAUGCUCCAAACACUCCAUGGACUCGCUUAGUCGCUACAGCUCCUUAUGUGGCUAUUGACAUUCGAAUUCUAGAACUUUGUAACGUUUACGUACGCUUGUUAGCUGUUGAUCGAGAUUCUUGCCUGAUCAACCAAAAAUGUGACUUUGUACAUGAGAAGAGCCCCUGACGUGGCCUGGGUAGACUAAUAGACUAGGAAUUGCCCACCCACCUGCUUGGUCGCGGCAGACAUUCUAUCUGGCAUUGGUUUGGCUGACAAACUCUUAAGAUACACCAAUUGACCCUUCAUCCGUAUCGGCUGAUAAGGGUUGGCUGUUUACACUGGAUAUUGAAUAAACUGGAUACGUGCCUCUUGUGUGGAUGUGGUGAAAGGGUCACUCGAGCUAGAUCCUGUGUAUCGACAACUCUUAAGACGGAACCCUCUUCUUCUUCCCGAGAAUUUUCAGCAUUUCGCUAUUUCUGAGAAGAGGAACAAUGGAGAUGCCGGUUCCUGAUUGGCUCUCUUCUGAGUUUCUGAAAGAGUGUUUACAACAAGAGCAUUGCUACGAGGACGUAGAGAUUACCAAGUUCACUGCUUCACCAGCUAUAUCAGUGGGGGAGCAGUAUGGUAGCUACCCCAUUCGAGUUAAAAUAGAAUACAAGAAACAAAAAGGAAGUGAUGAUCUUAGUUACUUGUCACUAGUUUUAAAGACUGAAAUACAGGGUGGGGCGAUGAAGGAAAUAAUCGACUCCUUAGAAUUCUCAGAGUCAAAAUUCUAUCAACGCUUUAUACCCAAAACAAUUUCUCUAACGAAUAUUCCAUUUGCAGCAAAAAGUUUUCAUUCACCGACACUAUCCGUAAUUGUUCUUGAGGAUUUAAAAGAAAAGGGGUUUAUUAUGGGAGACAAAAUUAAUGGUCUGGAUUUUGAACACUGCCGCCUGUAUGUGGCUGCUGCGGCCAAUCUCCACGCGGCAUCACUCGCCGUUCUGGAAGAAGAUCCGAAACUAAUUAAUAUAGUUGGGAAAGAGAAAUUAUUUGUUUAUAAUCAACCAAUAACACAAGGGAUGCAAUCAAUGCUUUCAUGUGCGUUCAGAUGUUUGACUGAAUAUACUGAAACUUCGGAUAUAUUCAACAAGUAUACCGACCUUAUCAGGGAUUGCAGUACCACCAUACUUGAUGCUGUAGUAGAAGCGGUGAAACCCAGAAGAGACGAGUUUAACGCUAUGAACCACGGAGAUGCUUGGACCAAUAACAUGAUGUUUAGAUAUAGCGAUAAAGGAUCACCGUGUGAAGUGAGACUGUUAGACUUUCAACUGACAAGAUAUGCAUCUCCUGUCUCUGAUAUUGUUUACUUCAUUUGGACAAGUGCUAAUGAUGAUGUUAGAACUCGCAGAAUCAAUGAACUGUAUGAGCUCUAUGUUGAAGAACUCAACAAGAACCUAAAGCAUAUCAAUCGUUCUGAAAGCUUGUCUCAUGAAGAAGUAAAAGUUGUGGUAAGAAGACUUCUCCCUUUGGGCUUAUUCAUGGCGGUUACCAUGCAAAUAUUCAUUGGUGAGAAGACUCCGGAAAAUGUAGAAGCUUUUUUUGACAAAGGUCGGGAAGAAGAGUGUUACCAAAUUUAUAAAACGGCUUUCAGUAAUGAGAAAUUUCGUCUAAACCGACUCCCGAAAUUAAUUCAACAACUAGAGUUAGCAGGAGUGUUUGAAUACUUACAAAGUGCAAAGAAAACCUUCAGCAAAAAUGACUCUUGAAAACAGUCUGAAAUAAAAAUUCUUCAUUUCGGUUAAUAAAUUAUUCUAACAGCAGACAAAUUCACCUGUUUAAACACUGAAUAUGACCACGUUUGAAAUAGUAUUCUUUGCUUUGCUCUGUGUGGUUUAUAUUGAUAUUGAGCUUUUGUAAAUAUGUCUUUAUUAAAAAUACAAUUUGUUGAUAGUA